AUGCUCUCCAUCAUCGGCAUCGGCGACGACGGCCUCAACGCGGCGUCGGCCGCCGUGCGCGAACGAAUCGCCGCCGCCCAGGUAUUGCUCGGCGACGAACGGGCGCUCGCGCUGCUCGGCGAGGGCGCGACGGCCAAGCGGGUCCCGCUCAGCGGCGACCUUGAGCAGCUCGCCACGCAGGUCGAGCAGAUCGGCGGCCAGCAGGCGGCGCUCGUCGUCUUUGGCGACCCGAUGUUCUACGGCCUCGCCCGCUUCCUGACCGACCGCUUCGGCAAGGACCACUUCGAGGUCCUGCCGCACGUCAGCAGCAUGCAGCUCGCGUUCGCCCGGGUCAUGGAGAGCUGGGACGAGGCGUACCUGACCGAUCUGGCGACCCACCCGCUCGGGUCGGUGAUCGAGAAGGUCCGCACCGCGCAGAAGGUCGGUCUCUUCACGAACGACGAAACGGGCCCCGCGGAGGUAGCCCGCGCGCUGCUCGAUCGCAAGAUCGACUACUUCAACGCCUACGUCUGCGAGAACCUCGGCGCCCGCGACGAACGCGUCACCCAGGGCGAGCUGUCGGCGAUCGCCGACGGGGCGUUCCCCGGCCUCAGCGUAAUGAUCCUCAUCCGCGACCCCGACGCGCCCGACCGCCCGCGCGACGCGGUCGGCCGCCGCUUGUUCGGCAACCCGGACGACGCGUUCCUGCAGGCGAAGCCGAAGCAGGGCCUGCUCACGCCGGCCGAGGUGCGUUCGCUCGCGCUGGCGCAGCUCGAUAUCGCGCCGGGCAGCAUCGUCUGGGACGUUGGAGCGGGCUCUGGCUCGGUGAGCGUCGAGGCGGCGCAGAUCGCCCGCGACGGCGCCGUUUACGCGAUCGAGAUGGACCCCGAGGACCACGGCCUGAUCCAAGAGAACUGCGAGCGAUUCGCCGUCGCGAACGUGAUCCCGGUCCUCGGCAAGGCGCCCGAGGCGUGGGACAAGCUCCCCGAGCCCGACUGCGUGUUCAUCGCCGGCGCGGGCCGCGAGGUGACGCGUCUCGCGGAGCUGGCUUACGCCCGGCUGCGCCCCGGCGGCCGGUUGGUAGUGAACCUCAUCAGCAUCGACCACAUCGCCGACGCCCGCGCCGCGCUCACCGCGGCGGCCGACGGCGAGCCGAACCUCGGCGCUGAAGCCGAAUUUCCUGCUCGCGGCGGUGAAGGGGUGACGACGGUGCUCACGUCAUCGCUUCUUGGCAGCGUUCCCGAAGCAGGUUUCGCGGGAAUGCGGCUCCUCUUCUACCUCAUUGCUUCACCGAUCGUGGCUCUGGGCUACGCCGUUGGAGUGUUGCUGGGGUCACUUGGGGGGCGAAAGAUCUUGAUGCGAGCGUACCCGCAUCACACGGAUCGACGGCCGUACCGAGUUUCUUGUCUGCUCCUCACGAUCCUCGCGUUUGUAUUUGCGGCGCUCCAGGCGGUAGCUGGGUCGUUUUCCAGUUGGGUAGUCGUCGCGGCACAGCCGGUGGCGGCUGCUUGCACAGCCUUUCUCUACUACGGGAUAUGCAGCUGCGUCGUCGCCUGGUACGCCUUCGAUGGGUAA
Molecule: messenger RNA, 1554 nt
Organism: Cladocopium goreaui
Lineage: Eukaryota; Dinophyceae; Suessiales; Symbiodiniaceae
Source: the annotation of a GenBank genome assembly